This is a messenger RNA of Eptesicus fuscus (big brown bat), 2697 nucleotides long. It is a transcript of the gene EFCAB8, whose product is annotated as EF-hand calcium binding domain 8. Gene Ontology annotation, molecular function: calcium ion binding; protein binding. NCBI's taxonomy places the organism in Eukaryota, Metazoa, Chordata, Mammalia, Chiroptera, Vespertilionidae. The record is from RefSeq and is a predicted model, not a curated record. The transcript has 21 exons. Bases 1 to 2697 code for a protein of 898 amino acids.
AUGGCCUUCAUGAAAGCCAUGAGGAAUAAUCUGAGCAAUGUGACAGAUGAUGUGCUAGAGGCGCUGUUUUUGAAGAUGGACCUAGACGGCACUGGCCUCAUCACCUGGUCGAACUGUGUGGAUUAUAUGAUGCAUGAGUUCCGGGGAAAGGAGUUGAUGAGGAAGAGCCAGUACCACCUGCACUUCCAGCUGCCCAUGAAGAUCAUCCCCCUGAAUCACGGGUGUGAGGUUGUGAAAGUGGAGUUUUUAAUACAGCGGUUCAAGAAGAUUGGGCAUUUCCUGACUGUCACUAAGGACGGGAACCUGCAGUUCUGGUCAGAGUCCUUCUCUCUGAUCAGCUCCUGUAAGCUUAACCAUAUACCGCCGCUCCACAACCAGCAGAUGUGGGUCAUCGACAUGGUAUGUCUCCACAACAUGAACCUAGUUGCGAUUGCGUCCACUGACCAGAAGAUAGAGUUCUUUGAUAUUACUAAUCGUAACUGUUCCCGGGCCUUCACCUUCAUCGAUCUGGACAGCUGCCCUCUGGUUAUGAACUACUGGUCUGACUAUCACAGGGGUGUGUUCUGCUUCGGAGACACCAAAGGCAACGUCAUCGUCUUCACCUCCGACAAUGUGGCCAAUGGGCUGUUCAAUCCCCGAAUCCUCCCCAGGACCUCCAAGUGGGAUCACUGGACUAGUAUUUCCACAAAGAAGCUCUUAAAUGAGAAGUCCCCUUUGUAUAAAAGUUACCGACUGAAGGCUCUGCAUCGCAACUGGUGCCAACAGGUCAGGUUCAUCCCCGAGAUGAACCUGGUGGCCUCCUGUUCAGCCAUCGGAAAGUCCUCUCUGGUGCUGGCAAUAUUGCCAUCCAAAGCCUCCGAGACCACCAGGUUUUCGGUGCUGAAUUUAAGAAAAGGAAUUCUUUGCUUUGAUUACUGCGCAGACAAGAACUUCCUGGUGACUGGUGGCUAUGACCCCCACAUCUGCCUGUGGAGCCCCUUCUUCUCGAAAAAGCCCGUGUGGCUGUUGAAGGGGCAUCAGACCUCGGUGAUGCACAUGCUGGUGAACACCAAGAACAGCAACAUCCUCAUCAGCAUCUCCAAGGACAAGAAUAUCCGCGUGUGGGACCUGCAGGAGUAUAUGUGCAUCCAGUCCUUCUGUGGGAGGCUUUUUGCCCUGGGAAACUGUCCCAUCACCAGCAUCUACUUCCGGGAGAACGACAACACCCUCAUCUGCAGCACCUAUUCAUCUGUCUGGACCCUGACCCUGGAGAACAGCACAGACCGGGAGAAGCACAAGGGGCUGACGGAGCAGGGUGGCGGUGGGGCCUGUGACAAGAUGGGAAUUGGGAUCCUAAAAGGGUACAUGGAGACCGAGGGGCCUGGGAAAACCGGGGAGAAGACCACGACUUACAGCGCGCCCCUGUGUGCUGUCCUCUACAGCAAGGUUUUUAAGCAGGUGGUGAGUGGCUGUGUGACCGGCGUGGUGAGUGUGUGGGAGAUCGUCACAGGCAAGAGGAUGAUGGAGUUCUCUGUGAGUCGUGACCAGCAAGUGGAGCUGACUGCCAUGUCCCUGGAUGAGCCCGAGCGGUGCCUGCUCACGGGUUCGCGUGACGGCACCAUAAAGAUGUGGAACUACAGCACUGGCGAAUCCCUGCUCACCUUCCCCAACCCCGACAAGCUGGAGAUUAGUGGGAUUAUCCAUAUGAAUAAAGUGUUCUACGUGAGCGGGUGGAAUAAGAGAAUCACUUGUUACAAGUUCCACAAGACCAAGCCGGUGAUCUUGUGCGACCACUGGCAGACCUUCCACACCGAGGAUAUCCUGAGUGUGUCCAAGUACCAGAACCAGUUCCUCGGGACCUCCUCCUACAACGGGGACAUCCUCUUCUGGAACGUCAAUAUGCUCAAGCCCGUCCUCAAAUUCAACGCCUCUCAGAGCCCCUCACCCUUGCUGCCUAAGAGGGUGCAAAGAGACGACGAGAGCUUGAUCGAGGGCCACAGGACCAGCAGCCCCUGUGUGGAGCCGAAGUGGGCACGCAAAUCCUCCGUGCUUCCUCUGGACCACAGCACCAAGACUGUGGCCAACAACAAACUGAGGCGGAACCUGAUGUCAGCGCCCCCUGUGAUGAGACACUCCAUGACCAAGGAGUCAGAGGAGCCUGAGUUCCUGCAGAUAAUCUUCCUGCAAAGCAGGCCUCGCCUGCCACAGACGGCCGCCCUGCUGAGCAGCUGCAUUGACGGCUACAUCUACGCCUGGUCCAUCUAUGGGUACGGAGGCAUGCUGGGGAAGUUCCGCGUGGACUCUGGAGGCCUCGGAGACGUGGUCGUGGGUGCCAUGGCCACUGACGAAAAUGACUGCAUUCUUGUCACAGGGGACAGUAAAGGGUACAUCAAGAUCUGGGACAUCGAUGAUUACUGCACAGUCACUGAUGGACAGUCAUCUCAACUCAGUGGAACAAACAAGUUCCAGUUCUUAAUUCCUAAACUGAUCCAGUCCAACCUCGAAUACAGCAUCCCCUCGGACAAGAAGGAGGUCAUUGAUGGCCAUACCAUUUCUGUGGCUCCCCCCAUGCUUCUGGCAACCUGGAAGGGCCAUUUGGAUAGUGUGGCAGACAUCCUGUAUGUGGACAACUAUGAGCUGGUGAUUAGUGCUGGCCAUGACCGGGACGUCAAGGCUUGGAGACUCUCCGGCGAUGCCAUUGAACAUAAAUUGACAUAA